Molecule: messenger RNA, 2031 nt
Organism: Effrenium voratum
Lineage: Eukaryota; Dinophyceae; Suessiales; Symbiodiniaceae
Source: the annotation of a GenBank genome assembly
AUGGCGGUGCAGACCGCUUCCAAGAAGCUGGCCAAGCAGGAGUGCAUUUUCCCGGUGGGCCUCCCGGAGCAGGGCUACUUCGACUGGGUGGAUCAGUUCCUGCAGAAGAACCCGGGAUACGUGGAGCUGAGCGACCGGAAGAUCAUCGAGUGGGCGUCUAAGAGCGGUCUCACCAACAAGGCCCGGAAGACCUCGGGGGACAAGCCGGAGCUGGGCUUCGGGGUCCCGGCGCUGGACGACGGCUCGGUGCAGCGGGUGCUGGCGGCGGUGGCCCCCGCCCUGGCGCGCUCCUUCGUGGUGCCGGAGCUCAAGGCCAACCUUGUGCCUGCCGAGCGCAAGGCCUUCCUCACCAAGUUCGUGCCGCAGGACUUCGCGCGGAAGGCGGUGGUUCUCAUGGGGGAGCCCACCAAGGAGUACAAGGACAAGAUCCAGGCGCUCAUGCUGGAACAGAAGACCGUGAAGGCUGAGGCCGAGAGGAAGCGCAAGGUCCAAGAGGACGAGAGGAAGAGGCUGAUGGAGCUGAAGAAGAAGAAGGCCAUGGAGGCGAGGAUGGCCAAGGAGAAGGACUCCAAGGAGGCCGAAGAGGCCAAGCCCGAGGAGGCGGAGGACGUGAAGAUGGAGGAGGAGCCCUUGGUCGUGGAGCUCACAGAGGAAGAGAAGGCCAUGGCUCAUCGCAAGAUGGAGGUGCCGGACCUCACGGACCGUGACCUGGCCAAGUCCUACGCCUCCUUCGCGCUGCCCAGCAGCGAGGAGGGCUUCGACGAGGUCAGCUUCGCGUGGUCCAAGGACUGUGAGAAGAUCCUCAAGGAUUGGGUUCUCUCCAAGAAGCUCACCUCGAGGGCGGAGGACCUGGCGCCCGGCGUCGCCUUUAAGGAGGCCUGGCAGAAGUGGCAGAAGACCCAGCAGGAGUGGCGCCGGGCGCAGUCGGAGUGGAAGGACCCGGCCAAGCGCAAGGCCGCGGCAGCGCGGAAGGCGGCGGCGGAGAAGAAGAAGUUGGAGGAGGAGAAGAAGAAGCUCAUGGAAGCAGGAGACGAGGACGCGGCCAAGGCGUUGGAGGAAGAGGCGAAAGCCAAGAAGGAGCCAGUGGAGGUGGACUUCGAAGAUCUGGACGUCAUGGCAGUGACGGACAUCGCAGACCUGGGCAACGGCCAGCCCCUCUUCGCCAACUUCGCCUAUGAGGACUGGACGCUGCUGUCCACCCGCUAUGAGCUGCAUGUGCUGCUGCACUCCUUCAAGAAGGACCUGGACGACCCCGACCGUCCCAGCUUCUCAGAGAAGCAUCUGGGGUUCUACUACCAGAAGUACUUCAAGAAGAGCUGGAACUUCUCCCUCUUUGGCCUUGAGAAGUUCGAGGACUUCCUGGACAUCAUUCGCGACACUUUGAGCGUGGAGAAUGGCUUCCUCAAGGCGGAGAAGCCCGAAGACACGCCCUUGGAGGACUUCGUGAAGUUCACCGAGGAGCACCGAAGGGAGCGGGAGCGGCGUGUGGACGCGGGCGACGAGACGGCCAAGCUGAAGUUCACCAGGCCAGCUGUGCCCCGCCAGGAUGGCAAAGGCCCGGCCAAGGGCGCCGGCAAGGGCUCCGCAGGAGCCACCACGCCCCGAACCAGCUACGGCUCCUCCAGCUAUGGCAACUCGGGCGGCGGCUACGGGGGCGGAAGCUCCUACCAAGGUGGCAGCUACUCCUCGCAGAAGCGGAGCUACACGCCAUCCUCCUAUCCUCCGGCCAAGCAGCCCCGAACCUCCUAUGGCUCCUAUGGAGGAGGCAACGGCGGUGCCAAAGGCGGCAGCUCCUACUACAACAGGAAGUGAGCGGUUGGCAGUUUUGGCGCCACACGACGCGGAAGACGGGAAGACCCACCUCUCUGUUUGGAAUUUAAGGUUACAAUUGCAAGUUGCUGAGUUUACCGAAAGUCAUCCCGUUUGCUACUGUGGAUGGCGAUACACGUUUUGAGGUAUGUAAAUAUACAUAUCAUAUACACGUUCGGGACAGAACGCAGCUACUGGAGAAGAUCGGGCGCGGAAAAGUCA